This is a messenger RNA of Rubroshorea leprosula, 4547 nucleotides long. NCBI's taxonomy places the organism in Eukaryota, Viridiplantae, Streptophyta, Magnoliopsida, Malvales, Dipterocarpaceae. The record is from the annotation of a GenBank genome assembly.
CCCCCUCAACACCAACAUCAUUCAUGAACCUUACCCACCUGGGUUUAGGAUGCCUCAAUUCGAGACAUAUGACGGUACCAAGGACCCUGAUGAUCACUUGCACGCAUUCUACUCCGUAAUGCAAGCUCAAAAUGCCUCAGACGCUUUGAUGUGCAAAAUAUUCCCUUCUACCCUGCGUGGAAACGCGUGGACUUGGUAUUACAGCUUGCUACCGAAUUCGAUCAGUUCUUACACCAAACUGGCGACAUCCUUUGCCACGAAUUUUUCCAGUCGCCGGCUGAUCAAGAAAACGACGUUCGAGCUUAUGCGGGUGGCCCAGAGAGAAGGUGAAUCCUUAAAGAACUACAUGAAUAGAUUUAAUGAUGUAGUGUUGGAAAUCGUCUCAUUUAGCCAAGCUGUUGGGUUAGCUGCACUAACCCAGGGCCUCAAGCAUGAGAGGUUCCAAGAUAGCCUCAUAAACCAUGCCCCUUCCAUGUUUGAUGAAGCUAAUGAAAGAUCUUGGAAAUUUAUCCAAGCCGAGGAAUAUGCUUUGUCUGGCAAACCAGCUCCAAAUAAAGAGCUGGACAGACCUUCGGUACCUACCCCGCAGCCUAUGGCAAAGCAAGUUGCUUGGACUCCGUUUAACCUGCCGAGGUCACAGAUCUUAAUGCAAAUCAAAAACAAAAUGGAGCUCAGAAGGCCUCUUCCUAUGCGAAGCUCACCCGCCUCAAGAGAUCAGAGCAGGUAUUGUGACUUCCACCAGGAUCACGGGCACACCACGAAGGAAUGCAACAGCUUGAAGUCCGAGCUUGAGGGUUUAGCUCAGAAAGGGUUGCUAAGUGAGUAUGUCUCCAACAAGGACCAACUCAAGUUUGUUCGGGAACAAGGACGACCUCAAUCAUCUCGAGACGCAAACAAUCGACUUGGAGUUGGAUAUCAACAAGCACCACCUCCACUCCCUCCGCCCUCAUGCGUCAUUCACAUGAUAACAGGAGGGCUCGAAGCCGGAGGGACGAGCUCAAAGCAGCAGAAGUUGUAUGUGCAAGAGGUGAAGCAUCCCAACCGGGCUCAAAAAAGAAAAUUUGAUGAGACAGACUGGAAGAAUCAACCCAUAACAUUCAGUUCCGCUGAUUUUGAUGGUGUUGUCACACCACACAAUGAUCCGCUGGUCACCUCGGUCACGGUCAAUAAUUGUGAAGUUCAGCGCGUCCUUGUAGACAUAGGAAGUGCUCCGGACAUCAUGUACUAUCACUGCUUCGAAAGCCUUGGCCUCGACCCUGCCCUUCUACAGAAGUAUGACGGCCCCAUCUACGGCUUCAACAAUCAACCAGUGCCUAUGGAAGGAAUCCUCAAACUUAGUGUCGCAUUUGGCUCAGGUCGAACCUAUGUAACCCCCUCAGUUCGGUUUUUGAUAGUAAAGAUGGCGUCAUCCUUUAACAUCAUCAUCGGAAGGCCAACCCUAACUGAAAUUAGGGCAGUUGUCUCACCCUCCCACCUCUGCAUGAAAUUUCCCACCCCCAUGGGCGUGGCAGCGUUGAGGGGAAAUCAAGAGAUAGCCCAGCACUGCUACAUGACACUUGAAGGCGAAGCCAGAGCCACUCCGGCAGAAGAGGUGGAGGAGGUGCAGCUUGACGACAAUGAUCCCACUAAAAAGACAAAGAUCGGCACGAAGCUGAACUCCAAAGACCGGGCAGAGCUCAUUGACUUUCUGAGAUCAAACAGAGACGUGUUUGCCUGGACCUCGGCUGAUAUGCCAGGCAUACCCACCUCGGUUGCGGUCCACAAGUUAAGCACUCACCCCUUGAAGAAGCCCAUAGCCCAGAAAAGACGUCUGUUCGGCGGAGAGCGGUUGGAAACCAUCAAGUCAGAAGUACAGAAACUCCUGCAAACCGGGUUUGUAAGAAAAGUAGACUACUGUGAAUGGGUUGCUAAUCCCGUCUUGGUCAAGAAGUCGAACAGCCAAUGGCGAAUGUGUAUUGAUUACACAAAUUUGAAUGACACCUGCCCCAAGGACUACCACCCUUUGCCUAGCAUAGGUCAACUGGUGGAAACUGCGUCCGGAAAUGAAAGGCUUAGCCUUCUGGAUGCCUACUCUGGGUAUCACCAAGUUCACAUGGCACCCGAAGACGAGGUCAAGACCUCUUUCUACGCAGGUGACGAGAUCUACUGCUAUGUAAUGAUGCCGUUUGGGCUUAAGAAUGCUGGGGCUACAUAUCAGAAGAUGGUGACGAUUGUGUUCCGAGCUCAGAUAGGCAAAAAUCUGGAAGUCUACGUUGACGACAUAGUAGUCAAAAGCCUCAAGGCAGGGGACCACCUAACUGACCUGGCAGAAACAUUUAACAACCUCAAAACACACCGCAUGAGAUUGAACCCAGCCAAGUGUGUCUUUGGUGUUGAAUCCGGCAAAUUCCUCGGGUUCAUGGUCUCCAAGAGAGGGAUCGAAGUCAACCCUGAGAAAAUCAAGGCGAUAAAAGAGAUGAAGCCCCCGAACUCAAUUAAGGAUGUGCAGCGCCUAGCUAGGAGAAUUGGAGCUCUGCACAGGUUUGUGUCAAAGUCUGUAGAAAAAUGUCUACCUUUCUUCAAAAUCCUAAGAUCUGUGGCCCAUAAAGACGAAGCAGGGAAACCUAAGAAGUUCGAAUGGACCUCAGAGUGCCAAACCGCCUUCAAUGACCUUAAGUACUACCUCGGCUCACCACCUCUGCUAACCAAGGCUGUAGAAGGCGAAAUCCUUUACCUCUAUCUCAGAAUCUUAGACGCGGCAAGGUCGUCAAUUCGAGCUCAAGCCUCGGCAGACUUUAUCGUCGAAUGCACCUCAAACUCUGAAACCGUCGCUUCUGAAGCCGACCAAUGGACCCUCUAUGUGGAUGGGUCCUCAAGCAGUAGAGGGUCAGGGGCCGGAGCAGUGUUGAUGGGGCCAGGAAGCUUUCAAAGCGAGCAUGCCCUGAAAUUUAAUUUCGAAGCAACAAACAAUAUGGCCGAAUAUGAGGCACUUCUUCUCGGACUUCGCUUAGCAGCUGAGUUGAAGGUCAGAUCCUUGCAAGUUUACAGUGACUCACAACUCAUAGUCAACCAAGUCAACUCUACAUGCGAGGUCACAGAUUCCACCCUUGCCAAGUACUUAGCUGUGGUUCUGAAGUUGAAAAGCCAAUUUGAAAGAUUUCAACUCACCAAAAUCUUGAGGUCCGAAAAUGGCCAUGCUGAUUCGCUAUCAAAGUUAGCUUCCGACUGCUCAAGUGAACUGAGGUCAGUUUUUGUCGAAGUCCUAGACGAACCAAGCUUCCAGAGGUCGCAGGUGAUGGAGGUCAGUACCGACCCCGAAGCCCCCAGCUGGACCGAUCCCAUUAAAGCUUAUCUCCAGGAUGGAACUGUCCCAACUAACAAACAAGAGGAGAUGAAGUUGCGAAGGAAGGCAUCUCGAUACAUCUUGGUGGAUGGUACCCUAUAUAAGAGGUCAUACUCGCUCCCCCUUCUUCAUUGUUUAACUUCUUAUGAGACCCAGUAUGCACUUCGUGAAGUGCAUGAGGGUGUAUGUGGGAGUCAUGUCGGAGCUCGGGCCCUGACUCACAAAGUACUUCGGCAGGGAUACUACUGGCCACACAUGCAAAAAGAUGCCAAAAAGCAUGUCCAAAAAUGCCCGAAGUGCCAGUUCUUUACACAUCUCACCCACCAACUAGCAAAGGAACUCACCACCUUAGUGGCACCGUGGCCCUUUGCACAAUGGGGCAUUGACCUCCUAGGUCCUUUUGUGAAGGGAACAGGGGGCGUAACACACUUAGUCGUGGCAGUCAAUUACUUCACCAAAUUGGUAGAAGCCCGACCUUUUUCUAGCCUGACCUCGAGAAAGAUUGAAGAUUUUGUUUUCAGCUCGGUCAUAUGCAGAUAUGGGAUCCCAAAUCAAGUUGUCGCCGACAAUGGACCUCAGUUCAACUACACCUCAUUCAAAGACUUUUGUUCCAAUUAUGGGAUUAAAUUGGUGUUCACCUCUGUUUAUCAUCCUGAGGCAAAUGGAAUGGUUGAGUCUGUCAAUAAGGCCAUCCUAGAAGGAAUUAAGCCCAUGCUAGAUCAAGUCAAAGCCAAGUGGGCGGACGAGCUCAACAAUGUUCUGUGGGCCUACCGGACUACAAGUCGCACAGCCACAAGCGAACCGCCCUACCACUGGGCUUUUGGGACUGAGGUAGUCAUCCCUGUCGAAAUGGGUGUCCCAAGCCUAAGAGUGACCCAUUUUGACACAACUCGAAAUGAGCAGUUGCUCAGAGAAAACCUCAAUUUUUUGGACGAAGUCCGCGAGGAAGCUCGACUUCGGACAUUAGCAUACAAACAGAAGCUGGCUAACUCAUACAAUAGACGAGUCCGACCUCGAACCUUUAGAGUUGGUGACCUCGUCCUCAGAAAGGCAGGACUCACCGGCUUCGAAACUCGCGCCCAACUGGGAAGGCCCAUAUGUAGUAGCCGAAGUCCCACACCCCGACGCUUACAUACUUGUAGAUGUUGAAGGUAAACGAAUACCUAGGGUUUGGAAUGUAAAUAAUUUAAAGAAGUUUUAUCCAUAAUAAAGCUUCAUUUUAUUC